CCGGAGUAGUGGGCAAGUGUCUCCACACACUCAAUUUUCCAUUGCAGGCGUCUCUUCAAUUCUUUCUCUUCCUGAUACCUCCUAAUUGGCCCACAAUGUCUGUCCGAGUGGUCGCAAGAAUCCGCCCGCUCCUCGACAAAGAAUUGGAUAAAGACACGAUUGUGCGUGCAGAAAGUGGCGGUGAUGGAAAGACUAUGAACAUUGUGCGGAUACCGAAUCCCAAGAACGAGGCAGAGGAGUUUAGUUUCUCGUUCAAUGGCGUUUAUGAUAUGGACACCACGCAAGAGGAGCUUUUCACGAACGAAGUUGCCCCCCAUCUGAAGUCUCUUUUCCAAGGUCUCGAUGUUACGAUCUUUGCAUACGGCGUUACAGGAACAGGGAAGACACAUACCAUGAGAGGUGGAUUGAAGCUGGCGGAGAGAGGCGUCAUUCCUCGACUGCUGAGUGGCAUAUAUCGACGUGGGAAGAAGAUCACGAAGGAUUCUGGAGGUGAGACUGAAGUCACAGUUACGCUCUCGUAUUACGAAAUAUACAACGACAAAGUUUACGACCUUUUCGAGCCACCAGAUAAGCGUUCUCUCGCGGGAUUACCUCUCCGGGAGAAGGACGGCAAGACAGUAGUCGUAGGUCUAUCGGAACGAGCUUGCGAUGACUUGAAGGACUUCGAGCGACUCUACAUCGAGGCGAAUAAUAAUCGGAGUACAGCAGGAACGAAGCUUAAUGCACAGAGCAGUCGGAGUCAUGCUAUUUUGAUGGUCAAGGUUAUUCAAACGAACGGGGAUGAGACUUUGAUUAGUACGGCUUCGGCGAUUGACCUGGCUGGUUCAGAGGACAAUCGGCGGACAGAGAAUAAUAAGGAGAGAUUGGUGGAGUCGGCGAGUAUUAAUAAGAGUUUAUUUGUGCUGAGCUCGUGUAUUGAUGCUAUUGGACGUGGGGAUAAGAGAAUCCCUUAUCGAGAGAGCAAGAUGACGAGAAUCCUUAGCCUAGGCCAGAACAACGGUAUCACUAUCAUGAUUUUGAAUUUAGCGCCGUUACGAUCUUAUCACCUAGACACUCUUUCGAGUCUCAACGUUAGCUCAAGGGCAAAGCGAAUAGAGGUCCGCGAGAUAGAGAACGAAGUCGUGUUUACACAACCCCCAAGAAAGACGGCGUCCAUCACGGGAACAUCAAUUCAGCGUCAACCACUGAGACCAUUAGCGAACGCUCACAAUACUCACGUAAAUGGAGCAUCUCAAAAGGGAGACAAGCCUGCAAAAGCAUUUUCGGUUUACUCUGAUAGAAGCAAGCCUUCGGGUCCACGUUCGUCUGGUACAGCACCGCAGUCUAUUCGACGAACAAAUUCAACUAACAAGAGACCCUCGGAUUCCAACCCUAACUCACGCCCCACGAAGAUGGCUCGGCCUAAUCCGACAGGAGUCCGAUCGAACGCAGAAUUAUCAGCCGCCAAGAUCGAGGAAAUGAUUGAGAAGAAGGUGCAAGAGGCUCUAGCACAUCGGGCCUUAGACCAGCCUGCACCAAAGCCGCCAACUGACAUCAGCGAAGCUGUUCAGCGGAGACUUGAAGCCUUGGAACGAAAGAUCGAGAGUGGCGAGGCCGAGGAAGCAAGAGCAGAAGGUCUCCGAUUCUUGCUGAUGGCCAAGCAACACAAGGAGCGAGGGGAAGACUCUAGCGCGUUGAAGAUGUACGAACUUGCCGUACCUUUCUUCCCCGGGCAAGAGAAGCUGCAGAAGAAGAUCGAGAACCUUCGAGCAAAGAUCCGAGCCAAGAGAGAAGAGGCCGCGAGAGCAUCCGCUUCAACUAUCGCAGAAAGCCGAAAAGCACCAGCCACCGCACCGAUCCCUCUCCCUUCACCACCAACAGCCUUCGAAGCGCCAGAAGAAGAUUGUGACUCGAAGCCCCGCCGAAAAGCAAAUGCCGACUCGGACGAUGAAUUCAACGGGUCCGCAGUCUUCCAACAAGAAGACUACGAAGAUGACGACAGCUUCUCCUACAAGUCUUCCAAAGCCAAAAAACACAAACCCUCCAAAUCAGCCACUAAAUCCUCACUCAAGAUCUUUGCUGAUGACACAGACGGAUCUCUCACUCCGAGAACGCGACAUCUUCUUGAUAUCGUGAAUUCGAGGGAUAUCGCGAUGAUUAAGGGGCUGAGUGGUGUUGGGGCGAAGAAGGCGAGGGAUUUAGUUGAGUUUUUGGAGUUGCAGAAUGAGGAUGAGGGCGGAAAUGUUAGGACUUUGCAGCAGUUGAUUAUGGUACCUGGUCUGGGGAAGAGGAGUGUGGAGAGAGCUUAUGAGGGGGUCAGUGCGUUGCUUGUUUGAUUAUGAAAGCUUAGCUAGUGUGUGGGGGGCAGAGAGGCGUUGCAUUGUUGGAGUUAUUGAGCAUUGAUUGGAUUAUUGGAGUCUAUCAGUUGUGAGCAGAGUUUCAGAGAGCAUGAAAGUUGGGCAGGGUUAUUGAAUACUAUGAUUGUAUCAUCAC
Messenger RNA from Hyaloscypha bicolor E, 2472 nucleotides. Its product is annotated as kinesin-domain-containing protein. The record is from RefSeq and is a predicted model, not a curated record. The transcript has 4 exons. Gene Ontology annotation, cellular component: kinesin complex; microtubule. Gene Ontology annotation, molecular function: ATP hydrolysis activity; microtubule binding; ATP binding. Gene Ontology annotation, biological process: microtubule-based movement. The coding region runs from base 96 to 2315 and encodes 739 amino acids. Lineage: Eukaryota; Fungi; Ascomycota; Leotiomycetes; Helotiales; Hyaloscyphaceae.